GCAGCUGGCUCUGCAAAUGGCCGCUCGGAAGUGAACGGACACAUCCUGUUUGGAAGGCAGGCACUGCGCUCAAGGAAGGGUGCCUCACCGCUGCCGGCUCCAGAGACCGAGCUAUUGCACUCGCACGCAGCUCGCCCCCCGCCCGGAAGCCUCCCCUCCCGGCCCCCUCCUGCCGCCUUCCAGCCCGGGGCUUCCCCGGCGGGGCGGGCCGUGGCUCCGCGGGUCCCCAGGCUCCGCCGGGUGCAGCGCGUCACCGCUCCUCCGUGCUGCGCUCCUGCCCGAAAGGCCGCUCCCGCCCCGCGCCCGGUCCUGGGGGGCCGCACCCAGCACCUGCGGGAGGCGGCGCGGUCUCGGGGCGGCCGGGACCCCCGCGACCCCGGGCUCGGGGGACGAGGGCGGGGAGCCCCGGGGCGCAGCACCGCGCACAGCCGGGCACCGGCAGGGCGCAGCACCGCGCACAGCCGGGCGCCGGCAGGGCGCGCGGGGAGGCGGCCCGGGACCCCGCGGGGGAGGCGAGCGCCCCAGCCUCCGGCCGGCCGCCGCGGGUGCUCGGGGCUGGGCGGCGGGGGCGCCCCGGAGCCUCCCCUCCCCGGGGCCCGGCCGAGGCGUGCGGAGAAAGCAGAACCGAGCCGGGCCGCGGGGAAUCCCAGCGGACCCGCUUCUGGGAAGAGAAACUCGCGGGCGCGGCGGGCGCACCGGGGGCGGGGGCGCCAGGCUGCGGUUCCUCUCGGGAGCGCCGCGACUGGGCUCUCGGGGUCCGGGGCCGCCGGCCGGCUCCCCCCGGCUCGCGGGGGUCCGAAGCCCGGGCCACUGCCCCGCCGCGCCCCGCCGCUCAUCCGGUGCCGCAGCCCUGCCCCGCCCGGGAGGGAGGGGCCGCCCACGGCGCACGGGGGCCGGCGGGGCCGGCCCGGGACCCAGAGGCCGCCGCGCACUCGGUGCUGCAGCUCCGCGCCCCCCGCGCCUCCUCAACGGUCCCCGGCCCCCCCGCGGGCAUGCUGCGGCUCCUGGCGCUGCUGCUCUCGGUGCUGCCGCCGCCCGCGCGCGCCCGGGAGCCCUCGGCGCAGGACGUGAGCCUGGGAGUGGACUGGCUGACCCGCUAUGGCUAUCUGCCGCCACCCCACCCUGCCCAAGCCCAGCUGCAGAGCCCUGCAAAGCUGCAGGAUGCUAUCAAGGUCAUGCAGAGGUUUGCCGGGCUGCCUGAGACGGGUGUCCUGGACUCAGCAACGAUGGCCACCAUGCAGAAGCCCCGCUGCUCCCUGCCUGAUGUGCUGGGGGUGGCAGAGCUGGUCAGGCGCCGCCGCCGGUAUGCUCUGAGCGGCAGCAUGUGGAGGAGGCGAACCCUGACGUGGAGGGUACGCUCUUUUCCCCAGAGCUCAGCACUGACCCAGGAGACCGUGCGGACCCUCAUGCACCACGCCCUGACCACGUGGGGCGUUGAGUCAGGCCUCAAAUUCCAGGAGCUGGUUUCUCAGGCCCCAACGGAGCCCGACAUCCUCAUAGACUUUGUCCGGGCAUACCACCAGGACAGUUACCCCUUCGACGGGCAGGGAGGUACCCUAGCCCAUGCCUUCUUCCCCGGGGAACACCCCAUCUCUGGGGACACUCACUUUGAUGAUGAGGAGACCUGGACUUACGGGUCAAAAGAUGGUGAGGGGACUGACCUGUUUGCUGUGGCUGUUCAUGAGUUUGGCCACGCCCUGGGCCUGGGCCACUCCUCAGCACCCAACUCAAUCAUGAGGCCCUUUUACCAGGGCCCGGUGGGUGACCCCCACGAGUACCGCCUCUCCCAGGACGACCGCGAAGGCCUGCAGCAGCUCUAUGGGAAAGUGCCCCAGACCCCAUAUGAUAAGCCCACAAGGAAACCCCUGGCUCCUCCUCCCCCACCCCCCGCCCUGCCCCCGGACAGUCCCUCUCUUCCCAUCCCUGACCGGUGUGAUGGCAAUUUUGACGCUAUUGCUAACAUCCGUGGCGAAAUCUUCUUCUUCAAAGGGCCCUGGUUCUGGCGCCUGCAGCCCUCGGGGCAGCUGGUGUCCCCCCGGCCGGCGCGGCUGCACCGCUUCUGGGAGGGGCUGCCCGCGGCGGUGGACGUCGUGCAGGCCGCCUACGCCCGGCACCGCGACGGCCGCAUCCUCCUGUUCAGCGGCCCCCGGUUCUGGGUGUUCCGGGACCGGCAGCUGGAGGGCGCCCCGCGGCCGCUCACGGCGCUCGGGCUGCCGGCGGGGGAGGAGGUGGACGCCGUGUUCUCUUGGCCGCUGAACGGAAAGACCUACCUGAUCCGGGACCGGCGCUACUGGCGCUACGACGAGGCGGCGGCGCGCGCGGACCCCGGCUACCCCCGCGACCUGAGUCUUUGGGAAGGGGCGCCUCACGCCCCGGACGACGUCACCGUGAGCAACACAGGUGACACCUACUUCUUCAAGGGCGCCCACUACUGGCGCUUUCCCAAGGGCAGCGUCAAGGCCGAGCCCGACUCCCCGCAGCCCAUGGGCCCCAAGUGGCUGGACUGCCCGGCCGCCAGCGCCGACCCACGCGCCCCCAGGCCCCCCAGGGGGACCCUGGCCCCCGGGACCUGCGAUUGCCACUGCGAGAUCAAUCAGGCCUCAGGGCGGCCGUCGCUGUCCUUCGAGGUGUCCCUUCUGGCCCUGCUGCUGGGCGGCGUCGCCUCCGUUUGAGGGGGACCGGCUCCUCCGCGGGUCUGGGGGCGC
Molecule: messenger RNA, 2705 nt
Organism: Nyctereutes procyonoides (raccoon dog)
Lineage: Eukaryota; Metazoa; Chordata; Mammalia; Carnivora; Canidae
Gene: MMP25
Product: matrix metallopeptidase 25
Exons: 11
Coding region: 993-2672 (559 amino acids)
Biological process (GO): collagen catabolic process; proteolysis; extracellular matrix organization
Cellular component (GO): extracellular matrix
Molecular function (GO): metalloendopeptidase activity; zinc ion binding
Source: RefSeq, a predicted model, not a curated record